Marmota monax (woodchuck) is the source of this 5700-nucleotide messenger RNA. RefSeq names its product protocadherin 10 (gene Pcdh10). Gene Ontology annotation, biological process: homophilic cell-cell adhesion. The record is from RefSeq and is a predicted model, not a curated record. Gene Ontology annotation, molecular function: calcium ion binding. Gene Ontology annotation, cellular component: plasma membrane. NCBI's taxonomy places the organism in Eukaryota, Metazoa, Chordata, Mammalia, Rodentia, Sciuridae. The transcript has 5 exons. Bases 855 to 3974 code for a protein of 1039 amino acids.
GCUCAGAAACUGCCAGCCGAGAUCACAGGCUUUGAGGCUGAAGCUGGAGGAAUGAAGAACUGAAAGAAAAAGAGACAGGUUAGAAGCAAAGAGCCUUGUGCAGGAAACAGCAAAAAGAAAAUUGCUCAUUAUAUUUACAGAGAGGCAAGUGACGGUGGAGAAGAGGACAAAGGGAGAGAAGAUAUGAAAGCCAAAAAAUACAAAUAGAGCGAAAGAGAAAAAAAAAAAAUGUCAAGAACAUCCAGCCAGAGAAAUGAAGAGAAUGAAAGUUUUAUGCUGCAGAGCCGUUCUGUGUUUUUCCGGCACAAAAUUCUCUCGCUGUUUUUAAGCCCUCCUGCAUUUGCCAGCCGUUGAUAUUAAGAGGGAUGUUCAGCGGUGCCAGCAGCAUCUCUUCUUCCUUCUCCUCUUCCUCUUCAUCUUCCUCCUCCUCCUCCUCUUUUUCCUCCUCCUCAUUCUCCUCCCAUCAGCAAGAAGACAAACCGAGGACAGUCUUGAAAUAUCGAAAUUUCCUCCUUGGGAUUUGCCAGCGCCGCGUUGCGCCAAGACUGUCGGAAUAAAGGACGCUGACUAUUGUAUUAUCAUUAUUUUAUUAAUUGGUCAGUAGGAAGAUUACAGAUGAGGAAAGGGGACGUCUGUCACCUUUCCUGCGCUAAGAUUGAAAAAUUAGACUGGAUUGAGGACAGCUUUAAAAUGAAGCAAAAAGAAUAAGAUUUUUAAAAACCGAAAGGCAUAGGUGCCCCCCAAGUAACACACUUUUAUUUGUAUUUUUUUUGAGAUUUUUUUUUCCGUGGUGGUGGGGGAGGUUAUUGGGUGGCUGACUAGCUACUGGGAAGCAGCUUCCUUUCCUUUUGGAGAUGAUUGUGCUAUUAUUCUUUGCCUUGCUCUGGAUGGUGGAAGGAGUCUUUUCCCAGCUUCACUACACAGUACAAGAGGAGCAGGAACAUGGCACUUUCGUGGGGAAUAUCGCUGAAGAUCUGGGCUUGGACAUUACAAAACUUUCAGCUCGCGGGUUUCAGACGGUGGCCAACUCACGGACCCCUUACUUGGACCUCAACCUGGAGACUGGGGUGCUGUACGUGAACGAGAAGAUCGACCGCGAGCAAAUCUGCAAGCAGAGCCCCUCCUGCGUCCUGCACCUGGAGGUCUUCCUGGAGAACCCUCUGGAACUGUUCCGGGUGGAGAUUGAGGUGCUUGACAUAAAUGACAAUCCUCCCUCUUUCCCGGAGCCAGACCUGACUGUGGAAAUCUCUGAAAGCGCCACGCCAGGCACCCGCUUCCCCUUGGAGAGCGCAUUCGACCCAGACGUGGGAACCAACUCCUUGCGCGACUACGAGAUCACCCCCAACAGCUACUUCUCCCUGGACGUGCAGACCCAGGGAGAUGGCAACAGAUUCGCUGAGCUGGUGCUAGAGAAGCCACUGGACCGAGAGCAGCAAGCGGUGCACCGCUACGUGCUGACCGCGGUGGACGGGGGAGGAGGGGGAGGAGGAGAAGGAGGAGGAGGCGGUGGGGGAGCCGGCCUGCCCCCCCAGCAGCAGCGCACCGGCACGGCCCUACUCACCAUCCGAGUGCUAGAUUCCAACGACAAUGUGCCCGCUUUCGACCAACCCGUCUACACUGUGUCCCUACCAGAGAACUCGCCCCCGGGUACGCUAGUGAUCCAGCUCAAUGCCACAGACCCCGACGAGGGCCAGAACGGUGAAGUCGUGUACUCCUUCAGCAGCCACAUUUCACCCCGGGCUCGGGAGCUCUUCGGACUCUCGCCGCGCACCGGCCGGCUAGAGGUGAGCGGAGAACUGGACUACGAAGAGAGCCCGGUGUACCAGGUAUACGUACAAGCCAAGGACCUGGGCCCCAACGCUGUGCCUGCGCACUGCAAGGUGCUUGUGCGAGUGCUGGAUGCUAACGACAACGCGCCGGAGAUCAGCUUCAGCACCGUGAAGGAGGCGGUGAGCGAGGGCGCGGCGCCAGGCACAGUGGUAGCUCUGUUCAGCGUGACCGACCGCGACUCAGAAGAGAAUGGGCAAGUGCAGUGUGAGCUGUUGGGGGACGUGCCCUUCCGCCUCAAGUCUUCCUUCAAAAAUUACUAUACCAUUGUGACCGAGGCCCCCCUGGACCGAGAGGCUGGAGACUCCUAUACCCUUACGGUGGUGGCCCGGGACCGGGGCGAGCCGGCGCUCUCCACCAGUAAGUCAAUCCAGGUCCAAGUGUCGGAUGUGAACGACAACGCGCCGCGCUUCAGCCAGCCGGUCUACGACGUGUAUGUGACCGAAAACAACGUGCCAGGCGCCUACAUCUAUGCGGUGAGCGCCACUGACCGCGAUGAGGGGGCCAAUGCCCAGCUAGCCUACUCUAUCCUCGAGUGCCAGAUCCAGGGCAUGAGCGUCUUCACCUACGUGUCCAUCAACUCUGAGAAUGGCUACUUGUAUGCUCUGCGAUCUUUCGACUAUGAGCAGCUUAAGGACUUCAGCUUUCAGGUGGAAGCCCGGGACGCCGGCAGCCCCCAGGCGCUGGCGGGCAACGCCACCGUCAACAUCCUCAUAGUGGAUCAGAACGACAACGCCCCUGCCAUCGUGGCGCCCCUACCGGGGCGCAACGGGACUCCAGCCCGCGAAGUGCUGCCCCGCUCGGCGGAGCCGGGUUACCUGCUCACUCGCGUGGCGGCGGUGGACGCGGACGACGGCGAGAACGCCCGGCUCACCUAUAGCAUCGUGCGGGGCAAUGAAAUGAACCUCUUCCGCAUGGACUGGCGCACAGGGGAGCUCCGCACAGCGCGCCGGGUUCCAACCAAGCGCGACCCCCAGCGGCCUUACGAGCUGGUGAUCGAGGUGCGAGACCACGGGCAGCCGCCCCUGUCCUCCACUGCCACCCUGGUGGUUCAACUCGUGGAUGGCGCAGUGGAGCCCCAGGGCGGGGGCGGGGGCGGAAGCGGCGGGUCAGGGGAGCACCAACGCCCCAGCCGCUCCGGCAGCGGAGAAACCUCGCUAGACCUCACCCUCAUCCUCAUCAUUGCGCUGGGUUCAGUGUCCUUCAUCUUCCUGCUGGCCAUGAUCGUGCUGGCCGUACGUUGCCAAAAAGAGAAAAAGCUCAACAUCUACACGUGUCUGGCCAGCGACUGCUGCCUGUGCUGCUGCUGCUGCGGUGGCGGGGGUUCGACCUGCUGUGGCCGCCAAGCCCGGGCACGCAAGAAGAAACUCAGCAAGUCGGACAUAAUGCUGGUGCAGAGCUCCAAUGUACCAAGUAACCCCGCCCAGGUGCCCGUGGAGGAGUCCGGGGGUUUUGGCUCCCAUCACCACAACCAGAAUUACUGCUACCAGGUCUGCCUGACCCCAGAGUCUGCUAAGACCGACCUGAUGUUCCUUAAGCCUUGCAGCCCUUCUCGGAGUACGGACACUGAGCACAAUCCUUGUGGGGCCAUCGUCACCGGUUACACCGACCAGCAACCAGACAUCAUCUCCAAUGGAAGCAUUUUGUCCAACGAGACUAAACACCAGCGAGCAGAGCUCAGCUAUCUAGUUGACAGACCUCGCCGAGUUAACAGUUCUGCAUUCCAAGAAGCUGACAUAGUAAGCUCUAAGGACAGUGGUCAUGGAGACAGUGAACAGGGAGAUAGUGAUCAUGAUGCCACCAACCGCGGCCAGUCAGCUGGUAUGGAUCUCUUCUCCAACUGCACCGAAGAAUGUAAAGCCCUGGGCCACUCAGAUCGGUGCUGGAUGCCUUCUUUUGUCCCUUCUGAUGGACGCCAGGCUGCCGAUUACCGCAGCAAUCUGCACGUUCCCGGCAUGGACUCUGUUCCAGACACCGAGGUGUUUGAAACUCCAGAAGCCCAGCCUGCAGCAGAGCGGUCCUUCUCCACCUUUGGCAAAGAGAAGGCCCUACACAGCACCCUGGAGAGGAAGGAGCUGGAUGGACUGCUGUCUAACACACGAGCGCCUUAUAAACCACCGUAUUUGACACGGAAAAGGAUAUGCUAGUCAAUUCUACAGAACUUACCUGAAGCAGCAUGAUUUGCACAAAGUCGACCAACAAAAGCAUCAACUUUUCAACUUCAUUAUCUUGGCCAUCCAGUUAGUUGUGUGUGACUGAGUAUUAGAUUUCCAGCGGAGUCAUCGUGGCCAGUUAUUAGGACCUAAUUGCUCUCAGCAGGCCUGAGAAAUGAGUUGAAAUGUGCAGAACUGUAGAAAACUUCAGAGGCAACUGACUUUGCCUCUCCGAUCAGUGUGUGCCUGUUUACAGCACUAUAUAUCUCUCUCUCCAAAUGUCACUGAGCCCUUUAGAUGUUUAUAUUCACCACAAGAAGCCAGUCAUAAAGAUAAAGGAAAUUUGUGCAUUAUAAAUGCAAUAUCACUGUUUUAAACUUGACUGUUUUAUAUUAUUUUUGUGUGAUCAAGUGUUCCCCCAACUAUUCCAACUUUACAAGAGAGAUUGUGAUUAUGUUCUUUUCACCUGUGGGUUAUAAAAAAAAAAAAUGUUGUAUUCUGAAGACCCACAAUAUCAAAGACAUUCUGUAGUUUAUACACCGUGUUGCAAAGUGUUUACUGUACUAUUUCAAAGCUUCUAAAUAAAUAUAAAAUAUAUAUAUUAUAUUAUAUAAUUUUCCUAAAAUGUGGUACAAAUCAGUUGGUUUUUAAAUGGAUUCAUACAGUCCACAUCAUACAAUAAAGUGAAAGGUAAUUCAGGGUCGUCCCAAAGAUAAACUUACUAAGAAAAAGAUCAUUAAUAGUUCCUUCCCAGUUUUCAUGUCUUAUCCAACCCUGUUUUUCCUUGUUUAAAAGAAAACGAAGCUCUAAGCUACAAAAUUUUGUCAAGAACUCAUACUGAAUUUUCAAUGCCAAAGAUGUAGCUGUGGAUGUUACCAGACAGAGCACUGAAUAUAUGCUAUCAAAAUAUCAAACAGUCUAUAUGAUUCUGAUUCUAUUUCUAUGGCUUUGAAUUUAGAAUCACGUAAAGCUUUUAUAAAGAAUCUUUCACCUGUAUUUGUUGUUAGAAAAAAAAAAAAACUGGGUGUGUGUACAUUUUGUGGUGUAAAAUAUGUAAUUGAAGAUUACUAUUUUAAGAAGUCCUCCAUCAUAUAACUCACACAGAAUUUUAUUUUACAUAGUUUUACGUAGUUUUGUGACUCAGUUACACAGUAAUAUAAAAUAUAUUUAUAACUCUAUAUGAACAUAUAGAGAUAUAUAAGUAUUUGAACUGGUAAAGAAUAACCAUAAAAUAUAAAGGAUCUCUAAAUUUAAAACAUUAAAUAAAUUUGGAGAUACAUACAUGGUACAUUAUUGUUUCAGUAUUAUGUGUGAAAAUUUUCUAUCUUAACUGUAGUCAGUGUUUAUUAAUGGCAAAAUUCUUCAUGAGUCAUCCUUGAAAAAUCAAGCUUGCCUUUUACUUUUAUGUCAACAAAGUUAAUUAUUAAAUUCAGUAAGAUGCAGUUUCCUUCCUUUUACAUAUUUUUUUCCUACGGUGGUUUAUUGCUUACUGAAACACAAUUAGGAGAGGGGGUAAAAUGAGAGAAUGUGAGAUGAUUUCUAAGCAAAAAGUAAAAUUGUCACAGCUCCCCUCUUAAAAAGCAUUGAAUAUGAUAUCCCCAUAUGUCCCAUCCAAAUGACAGACCUAUUUUGAAUACUACCCUUAAUUUUAACUGAUAUUACAUUCAGUGUUAGUUUGAGCUGUACAAUGUUACUGAAGAAUAAACUAAAACUUAACAAA